Camellia sinensis is the source of this 642-nucleotide messenger RNA. RefSeq names its product protein SEMI-ROLLED LEAF 2-like. The record is from RefSeq and is a predicted model, not a curated record. Lineage: Eukaryota; Viridiplantae; Streptophyta; Magnoliopsida; Ericales; Theaceae.
CAGUUACUUUUAGCAAUGUCCCAUCCAGACCACGAAACAAGAGUAGGGCCACACCAUGUUUUCUCCAUUGUGCUUAUGCCAUCUCUUAUUUGUCCUUGGUUAGUUCGUAAUGGAGGACCUGCACAAGCUCUCCUGGGGUUUUCGCCAAUUGCUUCAGAGAGGAUAAAGAAUGGAAGUUUCUCGAUUCAGGAUGAAAGCAAUGACAAACCCAAGGAGGAAGUCAGUCAAGUUUUGGAUAAUGGCGUGACUCAAUCUAUAAAAUGUCCAUCUCGUGGUCGAUCAUUUAGUUUCAAGAAUGCUAUGGUCAAUGGAAAAGCAGAUCUGACUGCCCUCCGAUUGAGUAGUCACCAAGUGAGUCUCCUGCUUUCAGCAAUCUGGGUGCAGGCAACAUCCAUAGAAAAUACCCCUGCAAAUUUUGAAGCGAUGGCCCACACAUAUAAUGUCACUUUAUUAUUUACCCGGAAUAAGGUAUCCUCAUGGUGCUGUUUACUUAUAUUUAUUGUUUCUACCAUUUUGAUACUUAUCCCUUGGAAUUUCUUUAUAUGUACUUUUUUUCCUUCUUUUUUCUGGAUUAAGAAUUCUAUAUUGAAAAGAUUCCAGUUGCUUGGGAAAGUAACUCUAAGAUAAAAUUGUAUCUACAAU